CAUGGCACUUUGUAGAUUUUUUGCCCAAGGUUAUUGUCGUUUCGGAAACAACUGCAGAUAUGAGCAUUCUAACUACGCCAGUUACUCUCAAGGCAAUAAUAGAAAUUACAGAGAUGGAGGAAAUCGUGGAGACUAUCGAAGAAAUGACAACUACCACUGGCAAAAAGGAGGUAAAGGAGGAGGUGGAGGCAAUACUGAAGUGGAUCGCAUUGCUCAAGCAAUUCGUGAAGAAGUAAUUGUAAUCGAAAAUGGAAAUAUGUGGCCAUUCACAUGCUACUCACCGCUUGCUCAGAAUGGGAAUUUCAAAGGUUGGGAGGACUAUUCACCAGAAGAAAUGCGUUAUGAGAUGUGGAAAGCAUAUCAAACCAAUACUCAAGACACUUAUGACAAAGCUAUUCGGACUUUACAUGAUUCUUUUAGAGAAAAACGGAGGAAGCUAAAAACAAUCAAUCAAGAAACGUUACUGGAAGUUAGGGAUUACCUGAACUCUUCACCUGAAUCUGGUUAUGGCAUUUUGAACAAUGCAAGUUAUAUUUUCCAAUCUUCAACUAGUGUCUUUGGAAACUCUGGCUCCAGCCAAAACUUCAGUUUUGCUUCUGCUUUUGGAAAUACUGCAUCUCAGCCUUCAACAGCAGCAAGUGAUUUUUCUUUCAGUCAAGCAUUCAGUAAUCCGACAACAGGAUCAAUAUUUGGUGGCCAAACCACUAAUACUGGCUCAAUAUUUGGUGGACAGUUGCCACAAUCUGGAGUGUUUGGUAAUAGCCAAGCCUCUCAACAAUCAUCUGUUUUUGGUCAGAGUCAACUGCAGCAACAAACAUCAAUUUUUGCUCAAAAUCCAUCACAGGCAACCAUAUUUGCACAAAACCAGCCUGCUCAAAAUCCAUCACAGACAACCGUAUUUGCACCAAACCAACCUGCUCCACAAGCAUCAGUGUUUCAAAACACAGGUAGCAUAUUUGGUGGCUCCAACACUGCUGCCCCCUCACAAAGUGUUUUUGGAAAUUCCUUUCCCAACUCUGCUCCUGCUGAAAAUGCUUUUACGCAGCCCAAUAAUUUUUCCCAAAACGGUGCUUUUCAGUCUGAAGCAACGAGAAGUGGGUUUGGUCCAGCCAAUCCUCAAAAUAAUAGCUCUUUCCCACAAGCUUUCCCCUCCAACUCUCAGCAAUCACUGUUCAGCAAUAAUGCAGCUAAUAAUAACAGUGCCUUGACCCAAGUAAGCGCAUUCCCAAGCAUCCCUUCAGUGGGUACUAAUUCAUCAACAUCUGUGUUCUCCCCAGUAGAUAGUUUAUCAGAAGACGAACUCCUAGCCUUUAAAGCGCAGACAUUUUCAUUUAAAAAAAUUCCCUUGAGUGCCCCACCUGAAAGUUUAUGCUAUUAGUACCUAAUGCUUAAUCUUUACUUCCUCCUUUGUUAUGGCUGUGACUCCUUUCAAGAUGAGAAUCUCUAUUCUCUAUCACAAUUUCGUCCAAAGUCUUUAUUUUUUCUAAUUAUUGAAUUUUGAAGGUCUACUUUCGUGUUUAAUUUUAAGUAGUCAAUUUAAGCACUAGUUUUAAUUUAGGUAAAUAAGAAUCAUAACUUGUUAUAAACUAGAUUGUUCCCUUUUGGCUUUGAUAUUAAAUAAUAAGAUUAAUUUUUAAAAUG
Bemisia tabaci is the source of this 1641-nucleotide messenger RNA. Lineage: Eukaryota; Metazoa; Arthropoda; Insecta; Hemiptera; Aleyrodidae. The record is from RefSeq and is a predicted model, not a curated record.